Messenger RNA from Trichomonas vaginalis G3, 1911 nucleotides. Its product is annotated as spectrin binding. Gene Ontology annotation, molecular function: protein binding. NCBI's taxonomy places the organism in Eukaryota, Parabasalia, Trichomonadida, Trichomonadidae. The record is from RefSeq and is a predicted model, not a curated record. The coding region runs from base 1 to 1911 and encodes 636 amino acids. The transcript has a single exon.
AUGGAUGUGAACCAAGCAAGUAUUCAUUAUGAAAAACUUAUGGAGGAAUACAAAGAAUAUAUUAAAACAUUUGAUUCAAUAUAUAAAAUAGAUUCUGAUGAAAUAAACUCAACAAUAGGAUUGUAUAAGAAAAUUAAAGACAACUUAAUUGAUUCCGGAUAUAUAACACCACAGAGGAUCAUUGACAUUUUAAGUCUCCUUGGAAUGAAUAGAUUACGUUAUCGUCAUGCAUACUUAGAAUUAAUAAAGAGAUUGUUUGAAGAAUAUCCAUGUGAAACCACUUAUGAAACAUUACUUCUUUUUUCAACUGAUAGAAAUCUGGCAGACACACAUUAUUUGGCAAUAAUAAAUGAUGCCGUUGAAGCAUUACUAGAAUCCAUGAAUAGAGGAAGUCAUGAUCUCCAACAUUUGCUUUAUAGAUGUUGUGCUGAUGGAGCAAUUAAUUGUUUCAAGUUAUUAAUAACAAAUUUUGAUGUGAAUAUUACCAAAGACUGUCUAGAUAUUUCAUUUUUUAGUAACAAUCAAUUCAUCAUAAAUGAAUGUUUGAAAGAACAAAAACCGGAUUUAGGCACAAUGGCAGCUGCGAUUGAAUCUCAUAAUAUCGAUAAUCUUUUUAAAUUGAUGAAUGAAUACAAUAUAAGUAUUAAGCCAGGUAUGACUGCUCAUUACUAUAACCUUCAUGCUUUAUUUCUUUACUUCAAUCAAACUAAUGAUAUCAACUCGUGUUUUGCAUUUUCCCCUGCUUUUGGUAUUCUAUCUCUUUGUAAAUACUUGCAUUUGCAUGGCGCAAAUAUUAACUACAAAAAUGUAGAUGAUGAAAACGCUCUUAUUGUUGCAGCUGUGGAAAAUAAAACAGAUAUUUCAGAAUAUCUAGUUCUGAAUGGAAUCGAUAUUAAUGUGAUAAAUGGAAAAUUUGGAUCUGCAUUAAAUAUUUCCUUGAAUAGGAACAAUACUGAAUUGGUGGAGUUACUUGUUUCGCAUGGGGCUGAUAUUAACUUUACUAUUCAAAAUAUUUUCACACCACUUCAGUAUGGGGCCUUAUUUAAUAAUAAAAAAGUUGUUGAAACUCUAAUUUCGCAUGGUGCAAAUAUAAAUGACAAGACGACUGAAAGUGGUCGCACAGCUAUUCAUUAUACCGCGCUAUUUAAUCUUAUAGAAAUGGAACAAUUUCUUAUUUCACGUGGCGCAAACAUCAAAAUAACAGACAAAUAUGGAAAUAAUGCUAUUGUUUGGGCAUUAUUAUAUAAUUACAAAUAUUAUUUGAAUUAUCGUCUAGAAAUAUUCCCUAUUUAUUUUAAAGAUUCUUUUAAAUUUGAAAGCAAUAACAAAGAUUUGAUUGAACUUCUGAUUUCAAAUGGUGUAAACGUCAAUGCAAAAAAUAUUCAUGGAAAUACUCCUCUUCAUAUAGCAGCAUUAUUUUCCAAUGUGGAAAGCGCUGAAAUAUUAAUAUCUCAUGGUGCCGAAAUAAAUUCUCUAAAUAAAAAUGGUCAGACACCUCUCGAUAUUGCUAUUAUGCGUUCCAAAAAUGAAUAUGAACGUUUUAUCAAGCUACAUCAAAAUGAAACGAAUUUAAAGAGGGAAAAUGGCCAAAAAUUGUUCGAUUCUUUGCCGGAGAACGACAUGGAAGUUCUCUUAAAGUUACAUGGUGGAAAAUCUAAUUCUAUCGGUAAUUCAAUAGCAGUUGAUGACCUAAAUGUACUAGGUGAGUUCAUCCGUUUGAGACCUACCGAAUACGUGUUAGAUGCUAAGAAAUGCAUAAUAUUAAUAAGUAGUUUCAUUUUAUUGAUAAUUUUGUAUCGAAAAAUAACUAAUCGUUAUAUUUCUAUGUUUGUCAAAGCAUUAAUAUGGAUAAUUUCAGUAAUCAUUUUAGACGUUAUAUACUUCUUUUACAACGAUCAUUGGGGGACAUGA